CCAACACCCCCUGGCAAGUGGCAAUGGCAUUAGCCGUUUACCGUUGCCGUUAGACCGUCGCCGUCGUUAGUGCCAUUAUGAUUGUCACGGCUGCUACCGCACAUUAUUCGCUGCCGGACCAGCUCGCUGUUCUGUCGUAACUUAAUCACGUACGACGAGGCCUGGUUUCGUCCGCAGUCCGCACUGUCGCACAUACACAAACAGCAGGUACACCUUUAUUUGGCCAGUGUACUUAACAUUAAUUUAUAAUACCAAUAGCUACCUAUAUGAUAUUGUCUUACCCAAAUUUGUAUUCGAACCGAAGAAACGUCCUCACUUGUCUAAACUACCACGACAUAGUUUGGAGCUCAGCUUGUCGCUGAAGUGACCCGCCAGCAAGUAGUACGGCAUGACAUAGUAAACUAAUUGUUACACGACCCCUUUGCCAUCGUACAAACGCCGCACACAACAAGACUGUUUUUUUUUUUGGAUUUAUUUUUCGAUAACUCCCGUUCCUAAAGUUUAUGGAAUUUGUUAAGUCCUCAGUGUAAAGACAUGGCUCGAGAACCCGUAGUAGUCCACGUUUACGACAUGUAUUGGAUCAAUGAAUACACAACACCAAUGGGACUUGGUGUUUAUCAUUCAGGAGUCGAAGUAUACGGACAAGAAUAUGGAUACGGAGGCCACGAUAGAUCAGAUUCUGGUAUUUUUGAUAUGAUUCCAAAAGAUGUUUACGAAUUAGGCGAUCAUUACAGAUACAGAGAAUCAGUUUACGUUGGUCACACAGACUUCAAUCCAGCUGAUGUAAAAAGGAUAUUGACAGAGCUUGGCAAAGAAUUCCGUGGAGAUCGUUAUCAUUUAAUGACUAAAAAUUGCAAUCACUUUUCUGGUGAACUGACUAAAAUUUUGUGUGGACAAGAAAUACCAAGUUGGAUUAACAGACUCGCAUACGUUAGCUCUUGUAUUCCGUUUUUCCAACGUUGUCUUCCAAAGGAGUGGUUGACACCAAUUUCUCUUCAAAGGAGUUUGUCUCGGAGGAAAUCUGAUGCUUCGACAGAACAACUCAACCCAUAACAUGUACAUUAAAUUUUAAGCCAAUACAAAAUACUUUGUGUGCCAUUCACUAUAAAGAUCAGGCAAAACUUUUUGAACUACUACUACUAUUAUUAUUAUUAUAACUAUUAUAAAAAAUUGUUUUUAAAACAUCCAAUUUUUAGGAUUAUAUUAUUAUAUACACUCGUAGAUACGAAAUUAAGUAUUAUUAUAUGUUUUUAUUUUCAA
Molecule: messenger RNA, 1260 nt
Organism: Adelges cooleyi (spruce gall adelgid)
Lineage: Eukaryota; Metazoa; Arthropoda; Insecta; Hemiptera; Adelgidae
Product: deubiquitinase DESI2
Exons: 6
Coding region: 535-1053 (172 amino acids)
Biological process (GO): protein deubiquitination
Molecular function (GO): deubiquitinase activity
Source: RefSeq, a predicted model, not a curated record